CUUCGCUCCGCCUCUCCCACCACCACAUCUCGCUAUCCGCCAUGUCUACCACCGGCGACGACGUCUCGCUCGCGGGCCACGACGAGGAGCAGAUCCGGCUCAUGGAGGAGCGCUGCAUCGUGCUCGACCACGACGACCGCUACCUCCGCGACGGCAGCAAGAAGGAGUGCCACCUCAUGUCCAACAUCAACGACGGCCUCCUGCACCGCGCCUUCUCCGUCUUUCUCUUCGACCCCGACAGCGGCAAGCUGCUGCUGCAGCGCCGCGCAAAGGAGAAGAUCACCUUCCCCGACAUGUGGACGAACACGUGCUGCAGCCACCCGCUGGCGGUGCGGGCGGAGCUGGAGGAGCAGGAGCAGAUCGGCGUGCGUCGCGCAGCGCAGCGCAAGCUGGAGCACGAGCUCGGCAUCCCCACCUCCCAAGUCUCGCUCGAUGCCUUCCAGUACCUCACGCGCAUCCACUAUCUUGCGCCGAGCGAUGGCAUGUGGGGCGAGCAUGAGAUCGACUACAUUCUCUUCCUCACUGUGCCCGUCACGCUGGCGCCGAGUGAGAACGAGGUGUGCGACACCAAGUGGGUGACGCCCUCCGAGCUCAAGGCGCUGAUGGAGGAGCUGGACCCGGAGGCAUUCACGCCCUGGUUCAAGCUCAUCGCCGCGCGCUUCCUCUUCCCGUGGUGGCAGCAACUGCUGGACCGCCGCGAGGGCGGCAAGGGCAAGGUGGAUGCUCUGUCGCUCAAGGAUCUGCGGGACGACGAGAUCCACCGGAUGCUCUAGAUGUGCGCGACCGCAAGAGUCACAACAGGAAUAUACCCCCGCCAAUGCCGGCCAGUUGCUACACAUCACGCGUGAGGAGGGACGGUGCAAGAUGAUGCGUUGCAAAGUACGAUGACAGCAAGG
Molecule: messenger RNA, 896 nt
Organism: Tilletiopsis washingtonensis
Lineage: Eukaryota; Fungi; Basidiomycota; Exobasidiomycetes; Entylomatales
Product: isopentenyl diphosphate isomerase
Exons: 4
Coding region: 42-773 (243 amino acids)
Biological process (GO): isoprenoid biosynthetic process; isopentenyl diphosphate biosynthetic process
Cellular component (GO): cytoplasm
Molecular function (GO): isopentenyl-diphosphate delta-isomerase activity
Source: RefSeq, a predicted model, not a curated record